Messenger RNA from Mercurialis annua (annual mercury), 2007 nucleotides. RefSeq names its product zinc finger CCCH domain-containing protein 12. The record is from RefSeq and is a predicted model, not a curated record. Bases 550 to 1635 code for a protein of 361 amino acids. Gene Ontology annotation, molecular function: mRNA binding; metal ion binding. The transcript is spliced from 2 exons. NCBI's taxonomy places the organism in Eukaryota, Viridiplantae, Streptophyta, Magnoliopsida, Malpighiales, Euphorbiaceae.
UUUUACUUUCCAUUUUGAACAAAGAAAAAACUAUGUGCAUGUGUGUAAAUGUUUUAAGUUGUAAUUCUCCAAUAUCCAUAAUUUCUUGUCCUAACCAAAUCUUUCUCUAGAUUUCAUAUCCCAUCAUCCCCAUUUCCUUUCUGAUUUUCUCUUUCCUUUUCAUCUCUAAAAAGUUUCCAAAUUUUACAUAAUUUGCUUACUGGAUCUAAUCUAACCCUUAUCCUUUACUUGUAAUUAAUACCAUUUCCUAUCUGGGUUUGGUUUGUUCUUCUUCUAGUUCAAUCAUUGUAGUUUAAUUUCUUAUUUAUUACUCUAGAUUUGUUCAUUAAGUAAAAAGAAAAAAACUUAAAGCCCAUUUUUUUCUUUGUAUUUCUUGUCUAAAUUCUGGUAAUUUAGGUUUUUCUGUUUGUUUCUCUGUGUUUUCUGUUAGGGUUUUCAGAAUUCUGUUGAUGGGUGUUGAAAAAUGCAUACUUUAGGCAUGGUGGUGUGUUAUGAACUUGUAUUAUCUUGAAUUUUUCAUUAAAGUUCAUAUCUUUUUGUUGAACUAUAAUGGAUUACAGUAGAGACAAUGUUGUCCAUGUAAUACCUGGAACUGGUCCUGAGAAUUGGCUUCCAAAUUUUGCUGAUUCCAGUGCUGUUUGGGCCACAGAAGAUGACUAUCAAAUGUGGAACAAUUCUGAUGGGGCUAAUGACACAACCCCCUCGAAUUCCGGCUACCAGUCGCGUUCCGGGAGCGAACCGCCAAGUAAGAAAUCGAAAGGUAACUCUCAAGAAACUACUUCUAAGAAAACUAUAGGUAAAAUGUUCUUCAAGACCAAAUUGUGUUGCAAGUUUAGGGCAGGGACUUGUCCUUAUAUCACAAACUGUAACUUUGCACAUAGCAUAGAGGAGCUCCGUAGGCCGCCUCCGAACUGGCAGGAAAUUGUGGCUGCACAUGAGGGGGAUAAAGAGAGUGUGAUGGAGAUAAGAGAGGAGUUUCAAAUUCCAUCAAUUGGAGGCUUUUCAGGGGAGAGUCAGCGAUCUUAUAAAGGGAGGCAUUGCAAGAAAUUUUAUACAGAGGAGGGUUGUCCCUAUGGAGAUAAUUGCACGUUUUUGCACGAUGAGCAGUCGAAGAAUCGGGAGAGUGUGGCUAUAAGUUUGGGGCCAGGAGGGUAUGGAGGGGCUGCAGCAGGAGGAGGAGGUGGUGGUGGAGGAGGAAGUGGAAAUGGAGGUGGAGGUGGUGGUGUUGGGAGUGUGAGUUCAAGUGCUGGAAAUCUGAAGCCGUCGAAUUGGAAAACGAGGAUCUGUAAUAAGUGGGAACUCACUGGAUACUGCCCAUUUGGAAAUAAGUGUCAUUUUGCUCAUGGAGCUGCAGAGUUACAUCGAUAUGGUGGAGGGCUCAUGGAGUCGGACGCUAAAGAUUCUUCUUCUGUCCUUGCAGAUACAAAGCAAGGAGUGCCAUCAAAAACCGCAGCGGACGUUGUGGUUGCAUCAGCGACAUCAGUUCCCCAUUCCGAUGUAUAUCACCUUGGAGUUCCAUCACAAAGGCCGCCUUCAAUCCUUAUUCAGAGACCCGGGCUAAGAACUCAUCAAAAAUGGAAAGGUCCAGACAAAAUCAGUAGAAUAUACGGUGAUUGGAUCGACGACGUUGAAUGAAAAGACGGCAGAAUUAGUUUCCAUUGAUCAAGGAAACAAGUAUCAACUUAUAAGCGUCGAGGGGAUCAUUCAAGAAGAUUAUAUAUGCUGUUGGGUUGCUGAGUCGGCGGCUUCAAGUUUGGAAAGGCGGUAGGAGUCUGGGCGACGUGAUCUUGUGGAUGUGAAGUUGUAGAGUUGUAGUGUCCAGUGUGUUGCAGUACAUUUUGUAAUGUUGAUCUUUGUAAUGGAUGGCAGUGAGGAUGUCUCAUCCAAAGAGAAACUGUUAUCAUUGUAGUUGUAUCACUUUAAUGAAUUUUCAUUAAUUUAGAUCUCCUAUGUUCCACAAAAAUCCAGCACUCUGUUGUGCAUUUGAGACAAGGUAUAUUUAUUGAA